AUGGGGCGGUGGGCAAAGCGCCUGCUGGACAUAUCGGCGUGGAGGCAGUUGCUUGGCAUGCAGCCAGCCAAACCACCUUGCGCGGCGCAAAAUGUACCCCCCUGCCUUGCUACUAGAGAAUGGCGGUGGAAGCGAGGCGGGAAGACGGCGGAACGGGGGCCUGGUUGCUUCCGGAUCAUGUCGUACAACAUACUGGGAGACCAGUUGGCUUCCAAACACACCUUUCUUUAUACAGGUGGACAUCAUAUGCGGUGGACAGUGCGCUUGAGUCUGAUCCUGCAGGAAAUAGACGGACAUGCACCAGACGUGCUGUGCCUCCAAGAAGUCGAUCACUAUGAUCAACUGGAAACAGCGCUGAGAUCAAGGGGAUUUAUGUCGCACUAUGCAAAGAGGACUGGGGAGUACAGUGACGGCUGUGCAACAUUCUGGCGUACUUCUAAGUUCGAUCUCUGCUGCAUGAGGUCGAUCAGCUUCAGCAAAUUGAGAUUGAGGGAAAACGUUGCUUUGGUUGUGGGGCUGAAUUUUCAAGACGACCCUUCGUUUCCAACGCUGUGGGUGGCAAACACACACCUGCUGUUCAAUCCGAAGCGUGGGGACAUUAAAAUGGCACAACUUCACAAGAUACUGAACCUGCUGGAUGGACUCUCAAGCCAUGGCGAUGCCCAGAAGAACGGCAUCGCCAUCCUUGCUGGGGACUUGAACACGAGCCCCCACAGCCCAAUAUACAAUUUCUUGCGCAGAAGCUGGCUUGAGUGCUUGGCACACAACAGGGCUCGUCUAUCAGGUCAGCUGAAGUCGAAAAAGAAACACAGGGGGUGUGGAGGAGCUAGUGAGGAUUCAACGAGUGCCGGUCGCCACAAAAAGCCAAAGUUGUUCGCAAAUGAGGUUGCAACAGGGCAGAGUCUGAACGGGGCAUCUGCUAUUUCCUUGGCCACCACAGCUGAGACUGGAGAGCGCAACGUGCACAAUGACAGGUUGAUGAUGGAUAAUCAAUGGACCUUGCAGUCCCUGCAGCUGGCAUCUGGAAAGGACGAUGCAAUCAAUGGGGAUUCUGAAGAUGAGAGAUCAUUGCAGUCAAGCUCAGGGAGCUCAGCGACAGAGUCAGACAUCGACAGCAACUCAUGGACAGCCUUGUCACCUCUAAAGCUGCAAAGUGCUUAUUUUGAUGUCCUUGGGAAUGAGCCAUCGUUCACCAGCUGGCACAAGAAAGGGCGUGAGACAGUUGACUACAUCUGGUAUGGCACCCGCCGGCACAGUGGGGAUGGCAAUAAGAUGUAUCAUAUGCCAAUUGAACCAGUGGGCGUGCUGCAGCAGCCUCUGGCGAGAAUGUGCUCCAACAGGCUCCCUGCACGUGGUUGGCCCAGUGACCACAUCCUCAUCUGUGUGGACUUUGUGCAGUCAAGUGCAAAAUGA
This is a messenger RNA of Ostreobium quekettii, 1413 nucleotides long. Lineage: Eukaryota; Viridiplantae; Chlorophyta; Ulvophyceae; Bryopsidales; Ostreobiaceae. The record is from the annotation of a GenBank genome assembly.